CUCGAACCGUGGCUUGCCCAGGUAUGCCUGCCUCACUGCAGCACCUUGUGCUGGUGCUCCUGCUCUCCAGUGCCACCCUGCUGCUCGGCACUGCGGCUGCUACACAGAGUGAGGAGCGGCUGUGUGCAUUUAAAGACCCGUAUCAGCAGGACCAUGGAAUCAGUGAGAGCCGAAUCUCCCAGGAGAAUGGCACAAUUUUGUGCAUGAAAGGUAGUACCUGCUAUGGACUUUGGGAAAAAACACGAGAAGGAGACAUACAUCUUGUAAAACAAGGUUGCUGGUCUCAUAUAGGAGACCCACAGGAGUGUCACUUUGAAGAGUGUAUAGUUACGACCACCCCUUCCUUGAUUCAGAAUGGAACAUACCGCUUCUGCUGCUGUAGUACAGACUUGUGUAAUGUCAACUUCACAGAAAACUUCCCUCCUCCUGACCCUACUGAUACAACACCUUACAAUUCUUCUCAUUCUUUUCAUCGAGAUGAGACCAUCGUUAUUGCCCUGGCAUCUGUGUCUGUACUGGCUGUUCUGAUAGCUGCUCUGUUCUUUGGAUACAGGAUGCUUGCAGGAGACCGUAAACAAGGUUUGCACAGUAUGAACAUGAUGGAGGCAGCAGCAUCAGAGCCCUCAUUGGAUCUGGAUAAUCUAAAGCUGUUAGAGUUGAUUGGCCGGGGACGAUAUGGAGCAGUGUAUAAAGGUUCCCUAGAUGAACGCCCAGUUGCUGUGAAAGUAUUUUCUUUUGCUAAUCGUCAGAACUUUGUCAAUGAGAGGAACAUUUACAGGAUUCCACUGAUGGAACAUGAUAACAUCGCCCGCUUCAUUGUGGGGGAUGAGAGAUUCACUGCAGACGGCCGGAUGGAAUAUUUAUUGGUGAUGGAAUAUUACCCCAAUGGUUCUUUGUGUAAAUAUUUGAGUCUCCACACAAGUGACUGGGUGAGCUCUUGUCGUUUGGCUCACUCUAUAACUCGGGGCUUGGCAUACCUGCACACGGAGCUGCCUCGAGGAGACCAUUACAAACCUGCAAUAUCCCAUCGUGACUUGAACAGCCGCAAUGUACUGGUAAAGAAUGAUGGAACAUGUGUAAUCAGUGACUUUGGACUCUCCAUGAAAUUAACUGGGAACAGACUGGUACGACCAGGUGAGGAAGACAAUGCAGCCAUUAGUGAGGUCGGUACGAUCCGCUAUAUGGCCCCAGAAGUGCUUGAAGGAGCAGUGAACUUGAGGGACUGUGAAUCUGCUUUGAAACAAGUAGAUAUGUAUGCACUGGGCCUUAUCUACUGGGAGAUCUUCAUGAGAUGUACAGACCUCUUCCCAGGGGAAUCUGUGCCAGAGUACCAGAUGGCUUUCCAGACUGAAGUCGGAAACCAUCCCACUUUUGAAGAUAUGCAAGUCUUGGUGUCUAGAGAGAAGCAAAGACCAAAAUUCCCAGAAGCAUGGAAGGAGAACAGCCUGGCUGUGAGGUCACUUAAAGAAACAAUUGAAGACUGUUGGGAUCAAGAUGCAGAAGCUCGACUGACAGCACAGUGUGCUGAGGAGAGAAUGGCAGAACUCAUGAUGAUUUGGGAGAGAAAUAAAUCAGUUAGUCCAACAGUCAACCCUAUGUCAACUGCCAUGCAAAAUGAGAGGAAUCUGUCGCAUCAUAGACGCGUAUCAAAGAUAAGGCCAUAUCCCGAUUAUUCUUCCUCUUCCUACAUUGAAGAUUCAAUCCACCACACCGACAGCAUAGUGAAGAACAUUUCUUCUGAACAUUCAAUGUCCACUACACCAUUGACUUCAGGGGAAAAGAAUAGAAAUUCCAUUAACUACGAGCGGCAACAAGCACAAGCUCGCAUCCCCAGUCCUGAGACAAGCGUCACCAGUUUGUCCACCACUAAUACAACUGGCCUCACUCCUAGCACUGGCAUGACCACCAUAUCCGAAAUGCCUUAUUCGGAUGAAACAAACUUACACACCACAAAUGUCAUGCAGCCAGGUGGGCCCACCCCUGUUUGUCUGCAGCUAACAGAGGAGGACUUGGAGACAAAUAAAUUGGAUCCAAAAGAAGUGGAUAAGAACCUGAAAGAAAGCUCUGAUGAGAAUCUGAUGGAACAUUCACUUAAGCAGUUUAGCGGGCCAGAUCCACUCAGCAGCACUAGUUCCAGCCUGCUUUAUCCACUGAUAAAACUUGCAGUAGAGGUGACAGGACAGCAGGACUUCACACAAGCUACCAAUGGUCAGGCGUGUUUGAUUCCGGAUGUCCCAUCUGCUCAGGUCUAUCCUCUGCCCAAGCAACAGAACCUUCCGAAGAGGCCUACCAGCCUCCCUCUAAACACCAAAAAUUCAACAAAAGAGCCACGGUUAAAGUUUGGUGGUAAGCACAAAUCAAAUUUGAAGCAAGUGGAAACAGGCGUUGCCAAGAUGAACACUAUCAAUGCUGCAGAACCUCAUGUCGUGACAGUAACCAUGAACGGAGUGGCUGGAAGGAGCCAUGGUAUGAACUCCCAUGCUGGCACAAACCAGUAUGUCAAUGGCACGCUGCCCUCCGGCCAGACCGGCGGUUCGGUAGCACAGAGGGCCCAGGAAAUGCUUCAGAACCAGUUCAGUGGGGAGGACAGUCGGCUGAAUAUCAAUUCCAGUCCCGAUGAGCACGAGCCCUUGCUGAGGCGGGAGCAGCAGGUUGGCCACGAUGAAGGUGUUCUGGACCGCCUGGUGGACAGGAGGGAGCGACCACUGGAUAACGGGCGAACAAACGCCAACAACAACAACAGCAAUCCAUGCGCAGACACAGCUGCAGCCAGUGUCCAGAAUGUAGUGAGAAAUCCUGGGCAGACCCAGACUAGAAGAGCACAGAGGCCUAAUUCUCUGGAUCUGUCAGCCACAAGUAGUUUGGAUAGCAGUAGUAUGCCGUUGGGUGACUCUUCACAGGAUGGCAAAUCAGGCUCAGGAGAGAAGAUCAAGAAACGCGUGAAAACUCCGUACUCUCUCAAGCGGUGGCGUCCGUCAACAUGGGUCAUUUCCACGGAGCCGCUGCACUGCGAGGUCAACAACAAUGGCAGUGAGCAGGUAGUGCCCCCCAAAUCCAGCACUGCUGUGUACCUUGCAGAGGGGGGCACUGCCACCACUAUGGUCUCUAAGGACGCAGGGGUGAACUGCCUGUGAAACACUUCAAAAGCCGACAAAUGACCUUUUUUUUGCAUUAUUUGAAACAAACGUGCAGAAGACAUUUUAAAAAACUGCUUUCUCCUCCUGUCAGCAAAACCCCUACCAAGGACUCGCUUUAAAUAGAUUUCAGCUAUGCAGAAAAUUUUUAGCUUAUGCUUCCAUAUUUUUUUAUUUUGUUUUAUUUUUUGAACGUUUUUGCACUUUUAUUUAGUAUCGCUAAAGUUAAGUCUGUCUGUUUUGACCACGGAAUAUAUAUAUGUGUAUCAAAGAUGUGGUCUCAAAAUAUUUUUUUAAAAAAAAAGUAACAAAAAAAAGUAUUGCUGAUAAUCAGUUUGGACCAGUUUCUUAAGGUCACUAAGAUCAUAAGCAGACUAUAAGACAGGUUUGACUGCAGUGGUGUCUUGUAACCAUGUUUUGAUUUCUGUGCACAAGCUAGUCUGUAUAUUUCUAUGUUACAAAGUGUAUUCUCUUUUGAGCCCCUUAUUUUCCUUGUGUCAUGUUGAAAUGUGCAAUAGUCUAUAGUUCACAGUAGGCUUUAUUGAAAAGUGUGUUUCUAAAACUGCCACAUGUUCCCAUUUUUGUAUUUGUUAAUUUUUCCUUGACAGUUGAGCAGUCAGCCAGUCAUGACAGUGAACUUUGCACAUCGUAGCCAGCUUGAAGCAGCUGCCAAUAUCACAUUGUGCUCAGAGGUGACAAUGCAUGGAUUUUCCCCAACUUGAAAGGGCUUUAAAAAAGGAACAAAAAAAAAAAAAAAAAUCUGAGCUCCGUACCUUUCCUUUGAUCCUCCCAAAUCAAAAUGUGUUUCCUUUAUAGUAGUAGAUGCCAGCCUGUGAAGUUGAGUAACAAAAUGUUGAACAAAUGUAAGGAAACAGUUCCAGCCAUUUUUUCCAUUUUAUUUUGUGUGCAGUUGCACUCCCUGUAUUUAUGUAAAACCUUAUUUAGAUCACUAAUGAUGUACAUUGAAAAAUACAUCUUAUUCAGAAAUAUUAAUGAUUGUCAUACUUAAAAGCUUGAGUGAAGAUAGGUUGUGAACGUAUUUUGUUUACACAGAGAAAAAAAAUGAUGAAUCUUACUUGGCACAAAGCAGUUUUGUGAUGAGUCACAAGUCUUUCCUGAUUUACCUCCUUACGGACAGUAUGGGGUAAAAAUCAGCCUGAUUACUUAUGCAGGUAGGUGCAUCCUAAUUGAUUGUUGUUGCCAAGUAGAGUUGAAACACUCGUCCUCCCUUCAGAGUUCUUAGAGGCCCUCAUUCAUCUUGUUAAAAUUUAUUGCAUGCUUUUGAAAUUCAUGGGUGUUUGUGGGGGAAGGUUGGGGACUUUUUUCCCCCCCUGCUUAGUCCCUUCUUUCAGUUUGUAUGCACAUUGAUUUUAGCUGUCAGUGAAUGUGAAUGUAAUAUGUAUUGAGAUAAAUUGUUUUUUCACUAUCUCAAGUAAACCUUUCCUUUUUUUGGAAUUAUUGGAUUUAGUGGCUACUGAAAGAAAAUUAAUUUUUUUAUUAGUUAGAACCUCCUUUCACCUAAGAAAUAGCCUUCCACCUGAGAAACAUUCUUUCCAAUUGAAAACACUUCAGUAAAAACUAUUUGGGUAUAAAAAGCUGUAACACAUCAGUCUGUGGUAACAAGCAAAGAUUUAUCACUUCAUCUGAAAAUGGGUGAUGUUCAAAGAAAGAAAAUCAAUUCAGUCAGCCUGCCAGACUCCUGUGGCAGGAUACUGGCAGCAAACAAUUGCCUCCCCCAGCCUGUCUCCUUUCCUGACUGAAGCAGAUGCUCUCUGCUUUUAAGCUCAUUUGUUUCCUUGCCGUUUUACCAUUUUUUUCCCCCUGAGGUAAACUUUGCCAACCCUGUUCUUCUCUAUCUGUUGAUACAACUAACCUAAUACAUGCCUUGCUUACAUCUGGUUCUUGCUGUUCCCCAAAAUCCCUUGCUUGUGCUUGAUUGCUAUGAUUUUCUCUUGUAAUGCUUCUUAACAUUUCAUAGAUUCUCCUAGAUAUCUCCAAGAGAUAGCACUAUAAAUCCAGACUUUUAUUAAGUGUAGCUGUAGAAAUACAAGCCACGAGGCACAUUUUGAGCUCCCUGUGUUCUUUAAGCACCAGUUCAAAUAGUACCUCUUGUCUCUGAGGCAUUAUUACGUUUUCCCUCUGUAUAAUACAGUUAUAUCUCUCCUUUUUAAAAAUACAGCCUUCUUCUGGUUUGACUUUUAAUUCACUCUCUGGCUUCCCAUCUGCUGCAGUCUCACAUCCCAGAUGUUGAAAACCUGCCAAUUGCUCAGCUGGGUUUCAAGACCUGAAUCAGAAUUUCUGGCAUUCUGUUCAUAUUGCUCACUGUGGCUGUCUUCUCUUCUGGCCUCCUGUGAGUCUCCGUUUGGAGUGCACGGUGAUGUUUUUUGGUGAGCACCUUAUCGUGGUGUUGAGGAUUCUUCACUCCUUUCCCAAUGACUUUUGCUUUGCCUUGCAUGUAUCAUCCAUCAGCAUUUCAGAAUGUGGGCUGAAAACAAUAUUUAGGACUCUCACUAACAACUCAGACUGCUCUGGGGAGAGAAAAAUUACUUCUCUGACUGCUGCUUCUUUCUGCUGAGACAGAAUUGCACCAGUCUUUUAGCCUUUCUUUGCAGGCCAUGCCUUUGUAAGAAAUCCAGCCUUUUUGUGAUCAAUGCAAUCAAUUUUAAUACCAGAUGAAAAUGUUGUUCUGCAGUUCUCCUUCAACAUUCUUAAACAAUACUUUAUUUCUUUCCUUUGUCUAUUUUUAUUAGCUGCUGGAGGGCCUUUGGAAUGAAUUAUAAUUAGUAGCAAUAUUGGCUGUGCAAUCUACCAUGGAUAAAUACAAUUUGUAACAUGAUAGAAAAACGUAGUUUAUCAUGAAAUACCCUAUAGGUUAAAUAGAUAAAAAUCUAUUAUUUUUUAAAGGUCAGUCAAAGCAAACUCUUAAGUAGGUACCAAAAUACUGUAAUUUUGCCCAGCUAGAUGAAAUCAGACUAGGAGUUUGGUUUUAAUGUUUAAUUUAGUAAUGCCAUUUUUUUUUCUCACAGCACAUAAUCCAUUGUCCAUAGAAUACUUUCUCUGUAAGUUAAAUGAUACUGAAUUUUAUCUCAUGCCACAGGGAAUCAUUCUUAACCAAACAAAAUACAUUUAAGAAAAGGAAUUUUAUAAAUCAAACACAGGGAUAGUUGAUACUGUACAAUAAACAAAGAAGACAAAUGUGAUUUAUUUCUGUGUGAGUUAUGAUUUUUCUAAUUUUAUUUGGUUUAAAAAAACAAAUGAAAGUUGAUAAUUUUCUGUCAGUUUCUUGUGUAUAUUGCAGACAAGAUAAAAUAUGGCAAAAUUAAAAUAGAAUGGUGGUGUAAAUACCUGUUAGUUGUGCCACUGACAAAUAGGCAACAGUAGAAUAUUUGUUAUGGUAAUUUACAAUGGAUAAUUCAAGUAAAAUGAUAGAGGAAACAUUUUUUAUGUUUUUAUGUAUGAGACAAAAUGCAAAAUUUUGCUGAGAAUAGAAAAUGGCUUACCAGUAGAAGCCAGGAGAGUUGCUUAGGGUAAUGCAUUGCCUCUUGUUCUGUCUCCUGUAAUAGUGAUACCAACAGAACAUGGUUUUUAGAAUGUGAGGUCUAACCCUUUGAACAGACAUGCCUCAUAGUCUUCUAAAAUUGGUAUUUUCAGGUCAGAUUAUCUGCAGCACUUCUCUGAAUUUGUUUAUACUGCUUUACAGCUUCAUACACUAGCCAGUUCCUGUUACCAAGGCCUUUCUGGAAACUCCAAGAUGCACUUACACUGCACAGCUAAAUUAAAGGUAUUCCUAAUUUAAAAGAAAACCCAUCAGAUAGUAUCAGAAUAUUUUCAGAAACAACAUUUCCGUUCUUGUUUUGCUUUCUUAGUGGCACUUGUUUGUCUCUUGUUUUCAUAUAGAAAAUUACCUUAUUUUCAAAGGCAACACAUUUUGAUUUUUUUUCAGUGCACUGGGCACAAAACAAUGCAAGAUAGAUGCUUGUUUUUCAGGCAAUUUUCAGGAAAUAAGCAACAAAAAAAGUCCACCUCAUAAAUAUGUUCAGAAAGUUCAUAUCUUACUACCUGUCAGCUUUCUCUAAAAGAAAUCUGGAAUCCUACCUGCUUCAGAGAGGAGAAUAGGGAAGUUCUUGAAUUGUAUGGAAUAAAUUAUUGCCCCAAACUUAAUAGUCAUUAAUUAUUACUAAAAUAUAUAUAAGUAUACACUGUAUAUGCCCUAGUCCCAGUAUUCAGUGCAUUUUGCUCUAAUGAUAUUCCUUUUUUAAAUGUUAAAAAAAAUCCACUAAUAUAACAUUACUGUGUCUAAGUUCAGAUUACAAUUUUCUUUAAUGAAAAAUACAAAAGUCUAUAGCCAUUUUGCCAUUGAAAUGUUACUGUGAACAUUUUUUGCCUAAUUAGGGAGAAUGUUAAAAUGGACAUAUUUAGUCUAUACAUUAGAAAUUAAUUAUGCUGUAAUUUUUACUUGUAUAAAAAUGAUGGCUGGUCCCAUUGCUGAAAUAGGCUGGGUUUAAGCCAUAAAAAUAAUAAUUGCCAAGCACAGUAGCAUAUAAAUGACCUGAUGUCUAAUUGGAGGAUUUGUAGCAGCUCAUCAAAGUAAAUUGAAAUUGGAUUGACCAGUCUUUGAAAGUUGAAUCAUAGACUGGACAACUUAGUAUUUUGCAUAAAUUUGGAUUAUUUGAACUUCCCUCUCUGAUCUCCCAGUACUCAUUUUAACAGGUAAAUGUAUUGAACUUCUUUUUAAAAUGUGCUUACUAUUUUUUGUUCAACCUCAAGCCUUUCUUCAGUGAAAAAACUAUACAUAUUGCAGUGAAGCCAGAUAUAUAUAUAUAUAUUUUUACGUAAACUCUUUGUGUAUUUAGAUGCAUAUGUAUGUUGUGUGUAAGUUCCAGGAUUAAAUUCUGUGAGUUACAGCAUCAGAUGGUAGCACUGGUAGA
Messenger RNA from Pseudopodoces humilis (Tibetan ground-tit), 8062 nucleotides. RefSeq names its product bone morphogenetic protein receptor type 2 (gene BMPR2). Gene Ontology annotation, molecular function: transforming growth factor beta receptor activity; ATP binding. Lineage: Eukaryota; Metazoa; Chordata; Aves; Passeriformes; Paridae. Gene Ontology annotation, cellular component: signaling receptor complex; plasma membrane. The record is from RefSeq and is a predicted model, not a curated record. Gene Ontology annotation, biological process: blood vessel development; BMP signaling pathway; cellular response to growth factor stimulus.